Messenger RNA from Fibroporia radiculosa, 1086 nucleotides. RefSeq lists its product as uncharacterized. Gene Ontology annotation, molecular function: ATP binding; DNA clamp loader activity; ATP hydrolysis activity. Gene Ontology annotation, cellular component: Rad17 RFC-like complex; Elg1 RFC-like complex; Ctf18 RFC-like complex. NCBI's taxonomy places the organism in Eukaryota, Fungi, Basidiomycota, Agaricomycetes, Polyporales, Fibroporiaceae. Gene Ontology annotation, biological process: DNA-templated DNA replication; DNA repair. The coding region runs from base 1 to 1086 and encodes 361 amino acids. The record is from RefSeq and is a predicted model, not a curated record. The transcript has 8 exons.
AUGGCUUCAUCAUCUGCGAAAGGGAAGGCACCUGCGAAUGGAAACGCUACGAACCUACCUUACGAACUCCCUUGGGUCGAGAAGUAUAGGCCGCACGCCCUGGACGACAUAGUUGGGAAUACCGAAACUAUUGAACGUCUCAAAGUUAUCGCAAAAGAUGGAAAUUGUCCGCACAUUAUUAUCUCGGUAGGCCCCCCCAAACAUCCUUUCUUUGCACGUCUAAUGGCGCGUCCAAAGGGAAUGCCGGGAAUCGGUAAAACGACCAGUAUACAUUGUUUGGCACAUCAACUCUUAGGUGACGCGUACAAGGAGGGGGUGCUCGAGCUCAAUGCAUCAGACGAAAGGGGUAUUGACGUUGUGCGGAACAAGAUCAAAGCAUUCGCGCAAAAGAAAGUUACUCUUCCGCCAGGGCGACACAAAAUUGUCAUUCUAGAUGAGGCAGAUAGCAUGACACCCGGCGCGCAGCAAGCACUGCGACGAACGAUGGAAAUCUACGCGAACACGACCCGUUUUGCACUAGCAUGCAACAUGUCGAACAAAAUUAUAGAGCCCAUCCAGAGCCGAUGCGCCAUUCUGCGAUAUGCGAAGCUGCGCGACACCGAGAUUCUGAAACGACUGUUGGAAAUAUGUGAGAUGGAGAAGGUGCAGUACAACGACGACGGGUUAACCGCACUUAUCUUCACGUCAGAGGGCGACAUGCGGCAGGCCAUCAACAACUUGCAGUCAACCAACUCUGGCUUCAGCUUUGUUUCCGGUGACAAUGUGUUCAAAGUGUGCGAUCAACCACAUCCGAUUAUUGUCCAGAGCAUUAUACGCGCGUGCCUGAAAAGCAAUAUUGACGAUGCCAUGGACAAGUUGAAUGAGCUCUGGGAUCAAGGGUACAGUGCUGUAGAUAUCAUUGUUACAAUCUUCCGGGUUGUUAAAACCUUUGAUGAGAUGCCAGAGUACACGAAGUUGGAGUACAUCAAGGAGAUCGGUUGGACACAUAUGCGAAUACUAGAAGGUGUCGGUACCCUCAUUCAACUUGGCGGGCUCAUGGCCCGUCUCUGUAAGAUGAACAUGAAGCCUGAACUGUUCAAGGUGUAA